Molecule: messenger RNA, 897 nt
Organism: Acytostelium subglobosum LB1
Lineage: Eukaryota; Evosea; Eumycetozoa; Acytosteliales; Acytosteliaceae
Exons: 2
Coding region: 1-897 (298 amino acids)
Source: RefSeq, a predicted model, not a curated record
AUGUACAACCCACCACCACCAUCACAAGGCCUUGCCAAAGGAAACAAUUAUUAUAGACAACCAUCGUCAACACCAGGAGUAGGCGCACCAGGUCAGCCAACAGUGCCAAACUUUGGCGCUCCAAUGAAUAUGUCUAGAGGCGGAGCGCCAUCGGCCCCACCCCCUGGCCAGUUCCCACCUCCACCUCCAGGCGGCCAGUUCCCACCUCCUCCAGGCGCUGGUCAGUACCCACCACCUCAGCAGGCCGGCCAAUACGGCGCACCACCCAGCCAGCCAGGCCAGUACGGCGCACCCGGCCAAUACGCACCUCCUCAGGGACCAGGCAUCACACUACAGAAAGAUCAAUCGAUCUCAUUGAACAAAGAGGAUCCAUACCUGCGUCGUAUAUUCGUUGGACUUGGUUGGGACGUCAGCCAGACACCAGGAUUCCCCUUUGAUCUCGACGCCGUGGUCUUUAUGCUGUCGCCCAAUGGUACAGUCAGAACCAGUCACGACUUUAUCUUUUACAACAACAAAGUGUCAAGAGAUGGCUCAAUCGCUCAUCAAGGUGAUAACCUUACAGGAUAUGGAGAGGGAGAUGAUGAGACUGUUACAGUUAACUUGCAGGGAGUGUCACCGGAUGUUACAAGACUGGUGUUUGCUGUGACGAUCCAUGAUGCCGAAAAUAGAAGACAGAACUUUAGUCAGGUGCCACGCGCAUUUAUUCGCAUUGCCAAUCAGGAAACAAGCCGCAACAUCUGUCGAUAUGAUCUGUCCAACGAGGGCGGCAUGAACACGGCACUGAUCGCCGGAGAGGUGUACCGCGAGGGUAACGAAUGGAAGUUUAUCGCUAUUGGCAGGAGUUUCCCAGGUGGUCUAAGAUAUCUGUGUCAGAUGUUUGGAGUCAACCUUGGAUAG